This is a messenger RNA of Lachancea thermotolerans CBS 6340, 417 nucleotides long. RefSeq names its product Got1p (gene GOT1). The coding region runs from base 1 to 417 and encodes 138 amino acids. NCBI's taxonomy places the organism in Eukaryota, Fungi, Ascomycota, Saccharomycetes, Saccharomycetales, Saccharomycetaceae. The record is from RefSeq and is a predicted model, not a curated record. Gene Ontology annotation, biological process: retrograde transport, endosome to Golgi; endoplasmic reticulum to Golgi vesicle-mediated transport. Gene Ontology annotation, cellular component: Golgi membrane; COPII-coated ER to Golgi transport vesicle; Golgi cis cisterna. The transcript has 2 exons.
AUGUGGCUAACUGAGUCUCAAAAAUUCGGCGUCGCGUUCACUUUUGGUGGAUGCCUCUUCUUUUUGUUCGGCGUGCUAACGUUUUUUGACCGCGCGCUACUGGCUCUCGGUAACAUUCUAUUCCUGGUGGGCGUGCUGCUAAUCAUAGGCCCUCAGAAGACAUACACGUUCUUCACCAGGCCGAGCAAGAGACGUGGCUCCUUCUUCUUUUGUUUGGGCAUACUGAUGAUCCUGCUGAAAUGGACAUUUAUGGGAUUCAUAGUAGAGUCUCUCGGGAUCGUCGGCCUCUUCGGUGACUUCUUCGCGGUCAUCGUCCAGUUCUUGCGGUCCCUACCUCUGAUAGGGCCCGUCCUUUCACACCCUGCAGUAGCACCCUACGUCGACAAGAUCGCGGGCGUGAGAGUACUCCCCGUGUGA